AUGCAUCGUAUCGUGUCGGUAGAAACACUAAAGAAAAUGAUGCAACAAGAUCGAGCAACACAAACCGAUGUGCGACGUCGAUCUCGCAAAUUCUUCGGCUUAACAGUGAAAGACAUUCUCACACUGACUACUUCGCUGAUCGUUCCUCUUCUACUCGGCGUUUCCACUAUAAUAACUACGAGUAAUUACCAGAAAGAAGCGAUUCGGCAAAGCAAAAGAGAUUCAUCUCUUCGCGAACAAGAAUGGCAAAUCGAAAAUAGUCGAAAUGAACGUCAAUGGAACAUCGCCAACAAACAAAAUCAAUUCCAACAGUAUAUCGCACAUGAAAAAUACCGAGAUGAAAUGCUCAUAUCUUACAUAAAAGAAACCGGUGAUCUAUUAAAUGAAAACAAUGGUUCACUCACAUCAAAUCCAAUCAUAGCCAGUAUUGUUCGUUCAAAAACACUGAAUACUAUUCGUCAACUAGAUCCAUUACGCAUUUCGUAUGCUAUUCGUUUUCUCAUUGAAUCUGGCCAACUGACAGUAACAAACGAAACCAAAGCAUUGAACAUUUCAACGGUGGAACUAUUCAACAUCAGCAAAGACAUUUUCCAAACUUUACCUACAGUUGGAAAGUUAUCUUUGUCAGGCAUUUAUUUACAUAACUGUACUCUUAACGACACUUUCUUACAUAACAUCGACUUCUCGUUUGUACAACUCGAUUAUAUCAACUUUUCUGCUAAUGAAUUUCGCAAUAGUGUCAUAUCAUCUGCUAAACUGAACAAUAUCGAUUUUAGUUUUGGAAAAUUCAAAAAUGUCGACUUUUCAUCGAGUCAGUUGGAAGAAGUGAACUUUUCCUCGACUCAUUUCGAACAUGCUCACCAAUCGUGCAAUCGAUUCGGUAAUAUUAAAAAUCUGUUCGCACAUUCCGUCGAUAUUAAUUUUGCAAGUACCACGUUGAAAUAUGUCGAUUUUUCCUUCUCAAGAUUACAAUAUGUUAAUUUUCAGUCGGCGAACUUGAAUAAUGUGCGUUUUACAUCGGCUCGUAUCGAGAACACUAUUUUUCAGUUUAGUACUCUUUACAACGUUGAUUUUUCGUUCACAACCCUCAGCCAUAUCGAUUUUUCACAUACGUAUCUUGAGAACGUGAACUUUUCAUUUGCCAAACUCGACAAUGUUGACUUUGAAUCUGCUCAGUUGAUGAAUGUCGACUUUUCUUCAGCCAUCCUUCGCAAUGUGAAUUUUUCCGACGCUGUUUUAUUUGGUGUUCAAUUUUCAUUCGCUGUAUUAGUUUUGGUCAACUUCGAAGAUACAAUCAUGCCAAGUAGCAGUUUCAUGCAAACACGUCGUAUGGAUGUGAACUUUGAUAGAGCCGACUUAGUGGAAUCAAUAUUUUGUCAUGCCAACGCGAGAGCUGCUCGAUUUUACUCGAGUGAUUUAACUAGAGUUAAUUUCACGUCUGCAAAUUUGCAAAGAGCAAAGUUUAUCAAUACAACCAUUAUGGAGAAUCAAUUGAAAAGCACUCUUUCAAUUCACGAUGCUCAACUGCCCGAUGGAACGCUUGGACGUGAUUCAAAUCUGAUUAUGAAUGGCGACGCAAACUGUAAUAGUCCCAUUUCCCAAAAUUGGCAACUGAAAGUUGGUAAUAUUAUGGUGAUGAUGUCAGACCAAGCCAAAAAUAACUGCUAUUUUGGAUUAGAAUCCUACUCUAUCGGAGCGGUGAUAGCACAGAGUAUCAAUUUAUCGAGCGUUUGGGAUUCUCACAUGUGGUCUCAUUCUCAAGCUGUGCUGAAUGCAAAAAUGGGCAAAGGAGUUUCAAUUCAAUUGAAUGGGAUUGACAGCAACGGAAAACUGAUUGAUCAGCGUAAUUUAAACUUGUCCGGCAACAACCUCAUCAUAAGAUUGCAAGAAGCAAUGCAAACGUUGGAGAUUGUGGUUCAAUUUCAUAUAGUUUCCAACAGAACACAUCUCAAUAGAAGCUGGUGCGAUGAUAUUCAGUUAUUUAUUGAUUAUGAUACACAAUCAUGGUCUUCACAAACACUACCUCUCCGUGCCAGUUCAAAUGAUAUUCCUACGGAUGCCAAAUGGAAUCAGGAUGGUCUUACUGUCGCUGGGGGAUUGGGACAGGGCAAUGAAAGUGAUCAACUUUUCAAUCCAGCUGGUCUGUAUGUUGAUGAUGAUGAUACAAUUUAUAUCGCUGAUGAGAAAAAUCAUCGUAUUAUGAAAUGGAAAUGCAAUGGAACAACUGGUCAAGUGGUAGCCGGCGGGAACGGACCCGGAAAUGGAGCUGAUCAAUUGAAUAGUCCUAACGAUGUUAUCGUCGACAAAGAAAGAAACUGUCUUAUUAUUUGCGAUGGAAAGAAUAGAAGAGUUAUCAGAUGGCCUCUUCGAAACAGUGGAAAUGCCAGUGGAGAAACACUCAUUUCAAACAUUAGCUGCUGGGGUUUGACAAUGGAUUAUGAUGGAAAUCUUUAUGUCGUUGAAAACGAAAAACACAAAGUGAUACGGUAUCGAAUUGAGAAUGGUAGUGAGGGAACAGUAGUUGCAGGUGAAUACAUUGAAGAAAAUGAUUACAAUACACUCUCUUUCCCUGUCUUUAUAUUUAUUGAUGGAAAUCGAUCUAUAUACAUAUCUGAUGAGGAUAAUCAUCGUGUAGUGAGGUGGGAACAUGGUGCAAAGGAAGGAACAGUUGUUGCUGGUGGGAACGGCAAUGGAAAUAGUCUCACACAGCUGUCUUACCCUCAGGGAGUGGUGGUUGAUCACUUGGGCGCUGUUUAUGUGGCCGAUGAUAUGAAUCAUCGAGUAAUGCGAUGGACAAAUGGAAGUCGACAAGGGAGUAUUAUUGCUGGUGGGCAUGGUCGAGGAAAACAAAUGAAUCAAUUAAAUUAUCCCAAUGGUUUAUCGUUCGAUCGCCAUGGUAAUCUCUAUGUUUCUGAUAUGUAUAAUCAUCGAAUACAGAAAUUUUUACUUGAAUAA
Adineta ricciae is the source of this 2955-nucleotide messenger RNA. Lineage: Eukaryota; Metazoa; Rotifera; Eurotatoria; Adinetida; Adinetidae. The record is from the annotation of a GenBank genome assembly.